GCCGGCCGAAGGCAGGUUAGGUGGCUUCAGUGUGUGUCUGCGGCGGCUCCAGGCAGGUCUGCAGGCGGCGGCAGCGGCGGAGGCAGCGGCAGCUCAGGACAGCAGGCAUCGCACCACCUCACACCGAGAUGUCGUCGUACAAAGUGUCGGCCGUGGCUGCCAAGGAGAAGGCCAAGGCAGAAGCCGCCGACGCAGAGGCCGCCGGCGACGUGUGCGCGGACGGGCGCGGCCCCGUGUGGAAGGUGUGGCGGCGGCGGCGCUACGUGGUGGCGCUGCUCGCCUUCCUCGGCUUCUUCAACGUGUACGCGCUGCGCGUCAACCUCAGCGUCGCCAUCGUCGCCAUGACCGCCUACCGCAACGUCACGCUCGACAACGGCACCGUCUCCCAGGUGCGCGACUUCGACUGGGACUCGGAGACGCAGGGCGCGGUGCUGAGCUCGUUCUUCCUGGGCUACCUGCUGACGCAGGUGCUGGGCGGCUGGCUGGCGGCGCGCGUCGGCGGCCAGCGCGUCUACUGCAUCGGCAUCGCCACCACGGCGCUGCUCACGCUCGUCACGCCGCCGCUCGCCUCGGCCAGCCUCUACCUGCUCAUCGCCGUCCGCGUCAUCGAGGGGCUGUUCGAGGGCGUGACGUACCCGUGCAUCCACGCGGUGUGGGCGCGCUGGGCGCCGCCGCUGGAGCGCAGCCGCCUGGCGACGCUGGCGUUCUCGGGCAGCUACGUGGGCACCGUCGUCUCCAUGCCCGUCUGCGGGCUGCUCGCCAAGGAGGUCGGCUGGCAGUCCAUCUUCUACGUCUUCGGCGUGGUGGGUCUGGUGUGGUGCACGGCGUGGUGGCUGGUGGUGGCCGAGGGUCCGGAGAAGGACCCCAGGAUCUCGCCGGAGGAGCUCAAGUACAUCCAGGACUCGCUGGGCCCCGACAGCGACCACAAGAAAGUCGCGCACCCUUGGGGGAAAUUCCUGACGUCGAUGCCUGUGUGGUCGAUCGUGAUGGCGCAUUUCUGCGAGAACUGGGGUUUCUACACACUGCUGACGCAACUGCCCACGUUCAUGAAAGACGCGAUGCACUUCAACCUGAAGGAGGCGGGCUUCAUGUCGGCGCUGCCGUACCUGGUGAUGGCCGUCAUCCUGCAGUUCUCGGGACACCUCGCCGACUGGCUGAUGCGCCGCCAAAUCCUCUCCACCACCAUGGUGCGCAAGGUGUUCAACUGCGGCGCGUUCGUGGCGCAGACCGUGUUCAUGCUGGCAGCCACCAACGUGCUGACCCCGGUGGGUUCCACCGUCUUCCUCACGCUCGCCGUCGGGCUCGGCGCCUUUGCGUGGUCCGGCUUCAGCGUGAACCACCUGGACAUCGCGCCACAGCACGCCAGCGUCCUCAUGGGCCUCUCCAACACGGUGGCCACGCUGCCCGGCAUCGUCAGUCCCAUCAUCACGGGCUACAUCGUCACCGGCAAGAGUGUGGAGAGCUGGAAGUACGUGUUCUACAUUGCGAGCGCCAUCUACCUCACGGGCGCAAUCUUCUACGGGCUGUUCGCGUCCGGCGAGCGCCAGCCGUGGGCGCUGGAGUCGCCGGCCCAAGACGAGGAGAGGCCCAAGGAUGACGCCAAGGGCGGCCACGUCAACCCGGCCCUCGAGCUCAACGAGGCCCUCUGAGAGCCGCAGCGGCACACCGCACACACCACGCAGCAGGCAGCAGGCGGCCCCAGUCCCAGCUUGCUGCCAAACUAACGUCCGGCACUUUGCGGCCCUCGUGACGAAGGGUACGUUUGCGUAGGAGCUGUGAUAGACUAGAACAGCGUCGAAGAGGGCACCGAGCGAAGCGAAGCACGGAUCUCAGCUCCACGACGGAGCUUCGGCAUCAAAGGCGGACAGAGCGUCAGCAGUGUACAGGGUACUAAUGAAUUAGUUGUACAAAAGUAGCUAUCAGUUGUCAAAAAACGAAAUAACUUACAGAACUGUUUGAUACAGCACUAAAUACAGUAUACAGGGUGAUUCAAAAAGAAUACCACAACUUUAAAAAUGUGUAUUUAAUGAAAGAAACAUAAUAUAACCUUCUGUUAUACAUCAUUACAAAGAGUAUUUAAAAAGGUUUUUUUUCACUCAAAAACAAGUUCAUAGAUGUUCAAUAUGGCCCCCUCCAGACACUCGAGCAAUAUCAACCCGAUACUCCAACUCGUUCCACACUCUCUGUAGCAUAUCAGGCGUAACAGUUUGGAUAGCUGCUGUUAUUUCUCGUUUCAAAUCAUCAAUGGUGGCUGGGAGAGGUGGCCGAAACACCAUAUCCUUAACAUACCCCCAUAAGAAAAAAUCGCAGGGGGUAAGAUCAGGGCUACAUGCGUGCUACAUUUUCAUCACUCGUUCUCGGCCGUCCAGAACAUUUCCCUUUGCACAAACACCCAUCCUCUGUAAACUGUUUAUACCAACGUUUAAUACACCACCUAUCAGGAGGUUUAACACCAUACUUCGUUCGAAAUGCACGCUGAACAACUGUCGUCAAUUCACUUCUGCCGUACUCAAUAACACAAAAAGCUUUCUGUUGAGCGGUCGCCAUCUUAGCAUCAACUGACGCUGACGCCUAGUCAACAGCGCCUCAAGCGAACAAAUGUACAACUAAAUGAAACUUUAUAGCUCCCUUGAUUCGCCGACAGAUAGUGCUUAGCUCUGCCUUUUGUCGUUGCAGAGUUUUAAAUUCCUAAAGUUGUGGUAUUCUUUUUGAAUCACCCUGUAUCUUCAAGUAUUAUUUACGAAUGUUAGUGUGGCACCUUUCGUAACACGACAAAUGUCCCACCUGUAAUCAAUUUCCUGUGAAGUUCUGUGAAGCAAGUCUUGAUGUAUGCCAGCAGUUUCUCGUGUUAUCCGCUGUCGCAGCUCGUAGACUUUUCUCGGAAGCGGAGGAACAAACGCUCUGUCUUUAGCGUAAACCCGUACACAGAAGUUAUUGGGGUUGAACCAGGUGAUCGCGUUGGCCAGGGUAUUGCUCCACCACGUCCAACCAAAGUCGGCUCAUUCACACGGAGUUACGUGACAACUUCACGAUGAUAAUGUGGUGGCGCGCCAUCUUGCCCGAAAAUAAAUUCUUUGUGCAUAUUUUAUUAUAAUUAAGGCGUUAGAUAAUAUUCAAGCACGCCCAGGUACGAACCUGUUCAACUAUUGUAUCAGAAACUCCUGGCCGAACCUUACCCGCCGGCCACGGUGGCCGAGCGGUUCUAGGCGCUUCAGUCCGGAACCGCGCGACUGCUACGGUCGCAGGUUCGAAUCCUGCCUCGGGCAUGGAUGUGUGUGAUGUCUUUAGGUUAGUUAGGUUUAAGUAGUUCUAAGUUCUAGGGGACUGAUGACCUCAAAUGUUGAGUCUUAUGGUGCUCAGAUCCAUUUGAACCAGUUGAACCUUACCCAGCGUCCUAUACGAUACACAUCAAAAUUCGGUGAAACAGUCGGACAAUUAAUAGCAGUUUGCCUUGGUGACUUGAAAUAUUUAGUCCUGAACUGUCUCUGGACGGUAGUAGCGGAUUUUGAUUCAUGAAACCGUAAACAACAGUGCGCACGUCCUGCACUGCAAUACGACUCCGUGAUGACUGUUGAAAUGACUCAUUCAAGUGUACCACCUAGUGGAAAUUUCGGAAACUAACAGUGUUAGAGGGGAAUAAAACUUGAAGAUACACUACAUUCAGUGCCGUAUCAAACAUAUCUCCAAGUUAUUUACCCUUCCCAUAAUUAAAGGUUACUUUUGCAUAACCAAUUUACGAAUAUCCUGCAUUUAUUCUGGGUUUAGGAGCGGAGACAAGAUAGUCGUAAUUUAUCAAGUAAGCUUUUUCAUUUAUUUUGCACUGAAGUUACUAAAAAUUACGCUUAAACGAUGUGCGAUUAACAAUACUUUACUCUAGGAAACCACAGCGCACAAAUAUAAAUACAUAAUAAUUUCAAAAAAAUACCUGUGUUGCUGAAUUUCGACUUUUGCAUAGAUUUGCCUACUGCUCAACGUUCUAUCUGCUUGGCCUUUUUCUUUUCGUAUUGGAGGCGUAACUGCUGCGAAAAUCAUAAGAGAGCUAACUACAGUUUAUGGUAAUGUAGUCUAAACUGGAAUUUACAGUUUGUCGAUGAUUUCAGAAAAAUGUUUAUAGAUUAUUCAAACAACUUAGGAACUGCAGGGCGGAUAUGUAUUCAAAUUAUUUGCACUGUGCAAUCUGGCUCUUUAUUCAAAAACUGCAGAGACGAUGUCCUAAUCUGUUACAAAGACUGGUGCUAAUUAUGAAUUCAUAAAUAUUACUGUAACUAACGGAUGACGUCAGCUAGAUGCUGAGAAAGAAUAUUUCAACAUUUAGUUAUCACGAUCACGUACAACUGCUGAAUUUGCCUUUUAUAUAAGGUGUUCUGUACGGAGAUAUUAGCCAGAGAAUAUUAGCCACAAAACUAUAAAAUCAGGUAGAAGUACCCGAAUAUGUUGUUGCAUGUAUUUGCUUAUUGUACAAUUUAAUAAAUGUUAGAGAAUAAAUUGUACAUUAUCUUACCGUGAACACAAAUUCACAGUCAAUAAAGGUUUCAUCCAGCGGAGCUUCCCCCGGAAGACUUAAUUAAUGAGCCGCAAAUAUUCACGAUCUCUUCAGAUGUCGUCUUUGUCGGAAUUCAGUGCUUCUUAUUCCACUUAUGACUAUAAAAACAAACUUCUUUACUUGCAUGUUCUUUUCAGUUAAGUAGUCAUCUCUUUUCAAAAUUGGUCGGAAACGAAUAAAAUUACGAUUAUUUUGUCUUUAUGAUCGGGCAGUGGAGGCCUGGGAGUAUUUCAUCGAUAAAACCUCCGAUACGUUUCGUCGGUAACAGCGAAGGAAACUCUAGCAGACGUACGGAGCUCUUAUCGCGGCUCCACUUCUGACCGUGGCUCAGCCGUGGCGGUGCCGUAGGGCCGCCGCUUACACUUCCCUCCGCACCGCCAGUACCGUCACUCUUCUCUCUUCUCUUUUACCGCAGCUCCAAUGUAGACGUGCCCCAACAAUAUGUGAGAACGCCUCACUUAUUUUCGCUCAUUCUGCAGGGCGUGAAACAUUCUGCGAUGUGGACAACUUUGACAAAGAACUGUCUAAACAUAUGCUGAACUCGACAUAUGUUGUGCAUGACGUGAAACAGGGUUAAGGACGAAUUGUAUGUCAAGGUGACUGCGAAUUGGCAAAAACAUAAGGAAAGUUCCUACAGUACUUUUUGUUUUUCAAGACGAACAGUACCAUUCGAGAGGUGGCAACGCACAAGACAGAAUGCACCACCUACAUACGUUCGAUUUGUGGUUGUUUCCCCAUUUAACUAAUGUGAUUUUGCAAUCCUUGUAGUCAGGUGUACGAGGUACUCGUCAUUCCAAAACAUUAUGAGUCUGGUCAGUUAAUGUGUGAAGGAAGGCAAACGAGAAAUAGGCAGACUGCAAUAAUAUUUCGUACUGUUGGUACUGUUGUAUCUACUUAAAACUUGCGAAGGCAGACAGCGAUAGCAGAAGAUUCAGUGACAUUGUGUGAAUGAAGUUUGGAUUCGUUUCGCUGAUAAACAAAGAGUGACAUUCGCUUCAGUCUUCGUGUUUAGAGCACCACCGUUACCGUUACUUCCGGAACAGCUACAGUUGGACUGAAAUAACACUGACUGACACUUCAACGUGUCGAGUGGUGCAGUCGGUUCCCUAUGUAGUGCCACACGUAGUGUCCUGUCCUGAUUUGUUUUCGAAGUACGCGCAGAGCCUUCUUUGUGGGUGUUUCGGGCUAUUGUAUUGUGCAGAACACGAUGCUUCAUAAUGAAGUAGUACUGCCGGGCCACAGGCAGUGACUAAAUGUAUGUAUUUUUUUUCUUGCGAGUAUUUUUUUUUACGUUUGAAUAUUACAGCCCCUUGAAUGUGGAGUUAAAAUUUAAAUACGUUUAAAUUUUUAUUACAUGUUAAAUUUCCAUAUCGUGAACUUCCCACACUCGAAAUAUUUAUUGUAUAAUAUAUUUAUAUAUUUGCUGUAAUUACUGUCAAUAAAGUUUUCCUGUAUUUAUCCUGGAUAAA
Schistocerca nitens (vagrant locust) is the source of this 6012-nucleotide messenger RNA. RefSeq names its product vesicular glutamate transporter 2-like. Gene Ontology annotation, cellular component: plasma membrane. The record is from RefSeq and is a predicted model, not a curated record. NCBI's taxonomy places the organism in Eukaryota, Metazoa, Arthropoda, Insecta, Orthoptera, Acrididae. Gene Ontology annotation, molecular function: transmembrane transporter activity. Bases 129 to 1649 code for a protein of 506 amino acids. Gene Ontology annotation, biological process: monoatomic anion transport; transmembrane transport. The transcript is spliced from 11 exons.